Tetrahymena thermophila SB210 is the source of this 1317-nucleotide messenger RNA. Its product is annotated as cytochrome P450 family monooxygenase. Gene Ontology annotation, molecular function: oxidoreductase activity, acting on paired donors, with incorporation or reduction of molecular oxygen; iron ion binding; monooxygenase activity. The record is from RefSeq and is a predicted model, not a curated record. Lineage: Eukaryota; Ciliophora; Oligohymenophorea; Hymenostomatida; Tetrahymenidae. The transcript has 3 exons.
AUGGAGUAUUCCUUAAAGCAUUAACUUGAUAAGGAUCCUUAUUAAAAAGUUUAUGUAACCAAUAUUGGUCCUUAUAUUAAAUUAAGAAUAUUUGAGCCUGAAAUCAUAAGGGAUUUCUUUUAAAAUCAGCAUAAUUAUAAAAAGUUUGAGUUUUUUACAGGAAAUUUAAUGAGGUUUGUUAAUGGCAUAAUUACUGCAGAAGGACAAGACUGGAAAUCAAGCAGAAAACUAUUUUCACAAGCCUUUCAUUUUGAUUACAUUCAGAAGCUCGCUCCUUUGAUAGAAAAAAGCACAAAUACUAUAAUCGAUGAAAUUAUAGCCAAAAAUGAGUUGUAAAAUUUUAAUUCAAUUACUUGUAUGUAGGAGUUAACUGGCAGAGUAGUCAUUGCAUCAUUUUUUGGAGAGUCUUUAGAAAAUGAAAGGCUUAAAGGAAGAACUAUUGUUGAAACACUUUCGUAUAUUUUAAAUGCUUUAGCUCGAUAGACAGGAACAUUAAUAUAUUUAAUUUUUGGAAAAAAAUUCUUUUAACUAGGACUUACAAAACAUUCAAGAGAAAUCAAUUAGUUAAUAGAAGAAUUCAAUAGUUUCUUGUAAAAUAAAAUAGCAUCCAAAAUAGAAGAAAUUUAAAAUGAUAUCAAAUAAAACGGAAACACAUCAAAUUUUAGUAUAUUAGCUCAAUUAGUUUCUACAUCUCAAAUCGAUUAAAUAUCAAGACAAUAGCUAUUUGAAGAUUUUAAAGCCUUUUAUUUGGCUGGAAUGGAUACUACUGGCCAUUUGUUGGGAAUGACUAUGUAUUAUUUAACUCAAUAUAAAGAUGUUUACUCAAAGCUUUAACAAGAAAUCGAUACAAAUUAAGAUUAAAGCAUUUAAUGUAUUUCUUAAUUGCCAUAUUUGAAUGCAGUAAUAAAAGAGUCUUUGAGGUAUUAUGGACCAGCAAAUAUUCUCUUUGAUAGAAUCGCUACAUCAGAUCACGUUAUUGGAGGCAUACCUAUUAAAAAAGGAAUGAUUAUUACCCCUUUUGCUAUUUCUAUGCAUAGAAACUAAAAUAUAUUUGAAAAUCCUCAUGCUUAUAACCCUUCUAGAUGGUUAGAUAAAAAAAUUAGUGAAAUUAAUUCUUUUUCUUACAUUCCCUUUAGUUCAGGUUAAAGAAAUUGUAUUGGUUAACAUUUAGCAUAGAUGCAAACUAAAAUUAUUUUAAAUAAAUUCAUUAAAAAGUUUAAUUUUUCAUGCCCUGAAAAUUAUAAACUUGUAAUGGCAUUUAAAUUUUUAUCUGAGCCAGUAGAUCCUUUAUGUCUGAAACUAACUUUGAGAUAGUGA